Zalophus californianus (California sea lion) is the source of this 3939-nucleotide messenger RNA. It is a transcript of the gene MUC4, whose product is annotated as mucin 4, cell surface associated. The transcript is spliced from 24 exons. Gene Ontology annotation, biological process: cell-matrix adhesion. The coding region runs from base 1 to 3534 and encodes 1177 amino acids. NCBI's taxonomy places the organism in Eukaryota, Metazoa, Chordata, Mammalia, Carnivora, Otariidae. The record is from RefSeq and is a predicted model, not a curated record.
AUGAGGGGGGCCCAGUGGGGAAGGGUCCCCUGGGUGUUCCUGAGCUGCUUAUGUUCCUGCCUCCUUUGGCCGGCGGUCCCGGGAACAAUCACAACCUCACUGAGGAUAGGCAGCCAGAGAAGGACGACACCAUCACUAGUGUCAACAACCUCCCAGACCCGUACAACCUUGUCUCCUAGAACGUCCACAGGCACAAACUCAACCGCUGCUCCAGUCCCUAUCAAGCCCAUGAAAGGUGUUCCCCUCUUUCCCUAUGGGCCACAUGUCGGAGACCGUGAGUUCGUCAAGAGGACUGUGGACUUCACCUCGCCGCUCUUCAAGCCCCAGAUUGGCUUCCCUCUUGGCUCCUCUCUCAGGGACUACCUCUAUUUCACAGAUAAUGGCCAGAUCAUUUUCCCGGAGUCCGAGUACCAGAUUUUCUCCUACCCCAAUCCCCCUGCUAGAGGCUUCACGGGCUGGGACUCUGUGGCCCUGGUGGCUCCAUUCUGGGACGAUGCUGAUUUUUCCAGUGGCCAGGGAACCAUAUUUUACCAGGAAUAUGAGACGCUUUAUGAUGAACACAACCAGCUACUAUGGCAAGUGGAGUCUUGGAUUAAAAAGUUCAUGUACACCUGGAACUACAAAGCUAGGUGGACCCUAAAGGUCACGUGGGUCAAUGCCCCUGCCUAUCCCGCCCAGCGGACCUUCGGGACCAACACCUACCAGGUCAUCCUCUCCACAGAUGGGAGCAGGUCCUAUGCCCUGUUUCUUUACCAAAGUGGUGGUAUGCAGUGGGAUGUGACCCAGCGCCCAGGCAACCCGGUCCUCAUGGGCUUCUCCAGUGGAGAUGGGCAUUUUGAAAACAGCCCACUGACAUCCCAGCCAAUGUGGCAGAAGUAUCUACCAGAUCAAUUCCUGAAUUCCAACUCAGGCCUCCGGGGCCUGCAGGUCUAUAGCCUACACAGGGAAGAAAGGCCCAACUACCGUCUCCAGUGCCUGCAGUGGUUGAAGAGACAGCCUCCUUGGCCCACAUGGGGCUGGAACCAGAUCGCCUGCCCUUGCUCCUGGCAGCAGGGACUAUGGGACUUACGAUUCCAGCCCAUCAGUAUGGGCUGGUGGGGCCUCGGCAGCAAGCAGCUGUGCAGCUUCUCCUCCUGGCGCGGGGGCGUGUGUUGCAGCUACGGGCCCUGGGGCGAGCUUCUCCAAGGCUGGAGAGUGCAAGCUCCUUGGCAGUUUGACCAGGAACUAGAGCCACAGAGCUGGUGCUGCCACUGGAACGACAAGCCGUCCUUCUGUGCCCUGUACCAGCAAAGGCGGCCGCGCAUCGGCUGUGCCGGGUACCGGCCCCCACGGCCCGCCUGGAUGUUUGGGGACCCCCACAUCACCACCUUGGAUGGUGCCAAUUUCACCUUCAAUGGGCUGGGGGACUUCCAGCUCGUCCGGGCCUGGGACGGAAACUCCUCGUUCCUGCUGCAGGGUCGCACCGCCCAGACCGGCUCGGCCCAGGCCACAAACUUCAUUGCCUUUGCGGCUGAGUAUGACACCAGCCUCCUGAGCCCCAUCACAGUCCGAUGGCUCCUUAAGCCCAAUGACACAAUCCAUGUGCAGGUCAAUAACCAGACUGUGACAUUUGAGACUAACCGUGAAGACCCAGAAGGCCUGGAGAUAUUCAACACCACCGGCAUCAUCAUGACCCGCAAUGGCUCCCUGGUGUCAGCCACCUUCGAUGGGACCGUGACCAUCUCAGUGACCGCCCUCGCGAACAUCCUCCACACCUCCUGCAGCCUCCCAGAGGAGUAUCGAAACCGCACAGAAGGCCUCCUGGGAGUCUGGAAUGACAAUCCAGAUGACGACUUCAGGAUGCCCAAUGGCUCCACCAUUCCCAGCAAUAGCACUGAGGAAUCGCUUUUUCAAUAUGGAAUGACCUGGGAAAUCAAUGAUACAAGACUCCUUGGCAAGAGAGAUGACCAUCUGCCUUCCAACUUCACCCCUAUCCUCCUUUCCCAACUGCGAAACAAAACCUGGGAUGAAAACCUGGUCGCCAAGUGUGACGGAGACAAACAGUGCAUCUAUGACAGCCUGGCCACACGAAACACAGACAUCGGCCUGAGCACUAAAAUGUUCUUCAGAAGACACCAGCAGAUGAACGCCACCCUCAAUAAGUACCCACCCUCCAUCGAGGGUCAGCGUGUGGUGGAAGCCUACGUGGGGCAGACCACGCGGAUUCAGUACACCAGCCACUCUGAGAAGGUCACAUUCACUCUGAGGAACAACAGCACUGACUUCAGGCUCUUUGAGAACGGGACAUUGCUAUGGACACCAAAGUCAUUGGAACCAUUCGCUCUGGAGAUUCUAGCAAGAAAUGUCGAAGACAACCUGUCAUCUGUACUCCAGCCAAAGACAGUGGUCUGUGCUUGCAGGGAAGAGAGCCAGUGUUUAUACAAUCAGACCAGCUGGGUGGACAACUCCACCCUGGAGGUGGCUGGUUGCAAGUGUGACAGGAACACCUUUGGCCACUACUGUAAACACUCCAAAGACCUCUGUGAGGAGCCGUGCUUCGGGAGUGUGCAGUGCAUUCCUGGGAAGGGCUGCGAGGCCUGCCCCCCAAACCUGACUGGAGAUGGGCGUCACUGUUCAGCUCUGGAGACCUCUCCCCUCUGUCAGAACCAGUCCUGCCCUGUGAACUACUGCUACAACCAGGGCCACUGCUCCAUCUCCCAGGCUCUGGGCUGCCAGCCGGCCUGCACCUGCCCCCCGGCCUUCACCGACACCCGCUGCAUCGUGGCCGGGAACGACUUCACUCCAACCCUCCGUCAAGAGCUUCCCUUAAGAGUCAUCCAGCUCUGGCUCAGUGAAGAAGAAAAUGCCUCUGCGGCAGAUGUCGAUGCCUCGGUGGCCUACAGACUGCGGAACCUGAAUGUGCGGGCCUUUCUCCGGAACCGCCUAGUGGCACCAAGCGAAUCCGGGACAGCGCUGGCCUCCGGAAGCUUACUUAGACGCUGGAAGGUCAUCUCGGAGUUCCGGUACCUCCCUUGGGGUCCUGUCAUCGACUUCCUGAACACCCAGCUGCUAGAUGCAGUGCUGGAAGCAUUCUUACCCCAGGCCUCGUGGAGGCGGUGGAGCAGAAGUGAGGGGCCCAGGACCAACGUGAACUUCCACCCCAUCUCCAGGGAGGACGUGGACAGUUUGUUAGCUCUGAACGUGAGCACGCUGAAGAACUACUUCAUUUGCAACAGCUACAAGGACUACCAUCUGGUCUACAGCCCCCAGAGCGGCCUCACGUGUGUGUCCCCGUGCAGCGAGGGCUACUGUGAGCACGGAGGCCAAUGCCAGCACUGGCCCCAAGGCCCCCGCUGCAUCUGUGUGCCCUUCUCCAUCUACACGCCCUGGGGUGAGCACUGUGAGCACCUGGGCAUGAACCUGGGUGCCUUCUUCGGAAUCCUCUUUGGAGCCCUGGGCUUCCUCCUGCUGCUGGGGGCCGUGGUGUUUGUGGUCCUGCGCUUUUGGUGCUACCGUAAGAACCACUGGUCCUACCCCCUGGACUCAGAAAGCUGAGGCCCAGCCCCAGAGGGGCAGCCCCGUGGCCUAGGAUACCUCAGGACCUACCCCAACCUUACCCACACACCUGCCGGCGGCGCUGUUCCUUUGAGGAGGCUGGAAAAACGAAGGUGCUUGAAGGAGACUCAGGAUUCUUCAAGGGAAUGAAUAAUAAUAAAGAUAAGACCACACCUUGUCAGUAGAAACAGACAGACAGGAAGGGGCCAUAAAGACUUAAAGGAUGGGCUCUCUCACAAAUGUACCCAAGCCAAAGCCUGGCCUUCUGAGGAGGAUGGUAGAGCCCUCCCCCCCCCGCCCCCCACCCAUGGAGUAGGCCAGACUCACCCAGGAACCCUCACUGCUUUGCUGGUCUCUGUCCAGCAGUUCCAAGAGGAUAAAUACGCAGUGCCUUUACCUAUCUGG